CGGUCUCCCACACAUAGAAGGAAGUCGAAGCCACCAUACCUCUGUCACUCAGAUGCGGUCACGGAAUGUGGAUCACAGUGGCUGUUUUCUUAAAAAUGCUUAUCUUUUCUUAUGUGAACUCAGAAAACUCUUAUCCCCUAGACACACUCACCGUGGAACAAGGACACCGCGCCAGACUGCAGUGUAUUCUGGGAGACCUUACCACCGUCACUUUUGUCAGUUGGUAUCGACAUCUCCCGAAUGGAGGGCUCAGUUAUGUGGCACAUUAUACCAGAUACACAUCACAGGUGUCACGAUACACCGGCGAGAUACAUCAAGAAAACGGGACAAGCGUUUUAAUUAUAGAUAAUGUGCAAAGAAACGAUUCAGCGACUUACGUGUGCAUAGCGAGAUCCUCGAGCCACUAUAGAGCUGGCUCCUCUUGUACCCUCAUAGUGGAAGAUCCACAGGUUCCUCCUAGAGUCUUCAUAUUUUACUCACCCGACACUACACCAGGAUGGAUGGAGCCACUUUCUUUUGUUUGUUUGGUAAAGGACUCUUCUCCUUGGUGGAACCUUUUAACUUGGAGAACCAAUGGAAUGGAAACAAAAAGACAAGAAAUUGGACAUGAAGGGUUUAUCGACGUGGAAGGCUCUUAUUCGUUUAUCAGUCACUUUUCAACCAUUCCAAACCACGAUUUAAAAGUAACUUGUGAGAUUCACAACAACGUAACUGGACAUCUGGUUCAAAAGCAUUAUGUACUUGGUUUUUCAAAUCAAGGAGAACAAGGUUGCCAGUCCCUGUUACACUUUGGAAUUCCUGGAGUUUUGAUAUUGAUAUUGCUGUUCCUCACUACUGCUUGUGUCUGCAAGAGGCUUAACAAUGGGCCAAGCCUGAAGCCUGCCUCCCCAAAACACGGGGCAGAGAGGAGCCAAGGAGAACAUACACUGAUUCAGUUCAUUCAAAACUCUGCUGCAAGAGUCCUUACACAGACCCGUAGCAGCAAGGACAGCACACCCAACCUGCUGCACCUCUACUGCCUUCCUGUGUCUUUACAAGACUGAAUAUAAAAUUCUGUUAUUAACCUAUCAAGCUUUAAAUAGACUCGUACCAGACUACAUCAGUGACCUUCUCCAUCACUAUAGUCCUGCUCGCCCACUAAGGUCCUCUGUUUCUGGCAAUCUUUUUGUGCCCCACACUAACCUGAACUCUGUGAUUAACACAGCCUUCAGCUAUAUAGCGCCUACAGUUUUGCUUUACCUCCCUGAAUUCAAUACAUUCAAUACAUACUGACUCAAUACAUUCUUUUAAAAAACAACUUAAAACUCCUUUGUUCGUGAACACGUUAAACUUAACCUAACAUUCUAACUGUUCUUUCAGUUUACCUCUUUGUCCAGAUGCUCAGGGUAACUUGUAUAUGUGUUAUGUCAAAAAAAUUGUUAUUUGUACGUGGUUUUCUUAUAUUAUUGAAUUUAGUAUUUUUUCUUUUAUUCUAUUUAAUGAUUUGUAUAUCCUGUAUUGAUCUGUUUUUAGUGUUGUAUGCUGACAUUAUUUGUAUCUAAUGUUAGAUAUAUUUGUUGUGUCAGAUACUCUGUGAAGCAACUUGAGCAUGGGAAAGGCGUUAUAUCCAUCCAUCCAUUUUCCAACCCGCUGAAUCCGAACACAGGGUCACGGGGGUCUGCUGGAGCCAAUCCCAGCCAACACAGGAACCAAUCCCGGGCAGGGCGCCAACCCACCGCAGGACACACACACAAACACACCCACA
Erpetoichthys calabaricus (reedfish) is the source of this 1744-nucleotide messenger RNA. RefSeq lists its product as uncharacterized. NCBI's taxonomy places the organism in Eukaryota, Metazoa, Chordata, Cladistia, Polypteriformes, Polypteridae. Bases 66 to 1043 code for a protein of 325 amino acids. The transcript is spliced from 6 exons. The record is from RefSeq and is a predicted model, not a curated record.